This is a messenger RNA of Andrographis paniculata, 1648 nucleotides long. RefSeq names its product serine/threonine-protein phosphatase PP1 isozyme 3-like. The coding region runs from base 206 to 1180 and encodes 324 amino acids. The record is from RefSeq and is a predicted model, not a curated record. Gene Ontology annotation, molecular function: protein serine/threonine phosphatase activity. The transcript is spliced from 4 exons. NCBI's taxonomy places the organism in Eukaryota, Viridiplantae, Streptophyta, Magnoliopsida, Lamiales, Acanthaceae. Gene Ontology annotation, cellular component: nucleus; cytoplasm.
CCCAAAACCAGAAUAUCGAAUAAAAACAACCAUAAAAGAACAACACAUUUCGAAAAAGCCCACCCACAAAGUCUUCCAAGAAAAAUCAGCACGCCCCCAAAUUUUCUACUCGGCCUUUCUUUCUUCGUCAGUUCGUUUUCCGGGCCGGAGUUUGAAGGGUUUUUUGUCUUUUUAUGGUAAGAUAAGUGGUGAAUCAAGGAAAGGGAUGGAUUCCGUGGCGCUUGAUGGUAUAAUUAGCCGUUUGCUUGAGGUUAAAGGGAAGCCCGGAAAGCAGGUGCAGUUGUCGGAAUCGGAGAUCAGACAGCUCUGUUUGCAGUCCAGGGAGAUUUUUAUGAACCAGCCUAAUCUUCUGGAACUUGAAGCCCCAAUUAAGAUUUGUGGCGAUAUUCACGGCCAGUAUUCUGAUCUUCUCAGACUUUUCGAAUACGGUGGACUACCUCCAAAGUCUAAUUACUUAUUCUUGGGGGAUUAUGUGGAUCGUGGGAAACAAAGUCUGGAAACAAUUUGCCUUCUUCUUGCUUACAAGAUAAAGUAUCCCGAGAAUUUUUUCUUACUAAGGGGCAAUCAUGAAUGUGCAUCCGUGAAUCGUAUAUACGGCUUUUAUGACGAAUGCAAGAGAAGAUUUAAUGUAAGACUAUGGAAAGUAUUCACGGAUUGCUUCAAUUGCCUUCCAGUGGCUGCCCUAGUUGAUGAGAAGAUUUUAUGCAUGCACGGAGGGCUCUCGCCUGACCUUCAUGAUUUGGACCAAAUUAGAAACCUACAGCGUCCGACUGACGUGCCUGAAACCGGAUUACUAUGUGAUCUACUGUGGUCGGAUCCGUGCAAAGAUGUUAAGGGGUGGGGAAUGAAUGAUAGAGGAGUGUCGUUUACUUUUGGUCCCGACAAGGUGACGGAAUUUCUUCAAAAACAUGACCUUGAUCUUAUUUGUCGAGCGCACCAGGUAGUUGAAGAUGGAUACGAGUUUUUCGCUGAUCGACAACUUGUCACAAUAUUUUCAGCCCCAAAUUAUUGUGGUGAGUUCGACAAUGCCGGUGCCAUGAUGAGUGUUGAUGAGACUCUGAUGUGCUCUUUUCAAAUUUUAAAACCUGCCGAAAAGAAGCCCAAGUUCGGAUUCAGUAGUACGACUACAACUAAGCCAGGAACUCAAAAAAAUAAGUCAUUUCUCGGGAAAAUAGGAUGAAUCCACUUAGAUUUAAGAUCCAAGAAAACUGUGCAACAAGGUUCGAAGAUUUGAGGUAUAAAGAAGUUGAAAUGUAGAGGAUUCAUUCCCGGGAGAAACUACAAACUGCUGUAAUAACUUCUGCGUUGUAUGUAGCCCCAACUGGAGUGUGUGGACAUUUGUUGACUGAAGAUUUUCUGGCCGUAAUUAUUGAAAAACAAAACAAACAAACGAAAAAAAAGAAAGAAUAGUGUUGAUAACGCCGGAACACCUUGUGGUGCAGUCGCCCAAAGGAUGAAAAGGUAAACGGACUUGUUUUACUUUCCCCGACUGAUUUUAAGUUUGUAUAUCCUAAGGAGUUUUACUCAUGGGCUUUUGAGCGACCAUUUAGUUAUUUUUAUCGAAUCCUUGAAUCGUGCUUUAUGGUGUUUUUAGUUGGAGGUGAGAUAUGUUCGGUAUCUUGGUAAUGAGUUUGGAUAUCGGUUGGGA